AUGGCUUCGAGGGGAGAAAAAGCGAAUGGAAAUGGCGAGGAGCAGAUCGUCGAGACGUUGGCGGAGGUGUUCCGGUGCUUCAUCUGUAUGGAGAAGCUGGUGGACGCUCACCUGUGUCCUCAUUGCUCAAAGCUCUGUUGCUACGGUUGUGUGCGGCGAUGGCUUACGGAGCAGAGGUCCCAAUGCCCCCAUUGCCGUGCAGCUCUGCACCUCCAUGAGCUGGUGAACUGUCGCUGGGUGGAAGAAGUCACGCAGCAAAUAGAAACAAUGCAACAAACCAAUUCUGCUUGUCAAAGGGAAAGUUUUCGGGACAGGUGUCCAACACACCAAGAGAGGCUAACAGUGUACUGCUGGACAUGCCGUCGCUGUAUAUGCCACCAGUGUGCCCUAUGGGGUGGCACACACUCUGGACACACUUUUAAACCAUUAGAAGAGGUUUACGAGCAACAUGUCACUCAGAUAAGGGAUGAGGUAUCACAACUGCGGCGUAGACUCAUGGAGUUAAUAAGCCUUGUUCAGGAUGUGGAACGAAAUGUCGAAUCCGUGCGCGCUGCCAAGGACGAGCGCGUUCGCGAGAUUCGUAACGCCGUUGAGCUGAUGAUAUCGCGUCUGGACUCCGCGCUGAAGGCUAAACUCCUCACACUCAUGGGUCAGAAGAACGGCCUCACGCAGGAGACCGAGCAGCUCGAGCAUCUGUUGCAGGAGAUCGAGCACCAGUUACACUCCAGCACGAGGUCAGAAUUGAUAGCAAAGAGCGGGGAGCUAUCGAAGAUGAUUCAUCAGGUGCGCAAGAAACCGAUGGCCAGUUUUGUUACCGCGCCCGUACCGGCUGAUUUUCACAGUGAAAUCGUCCCGAGCUACGACAGCAGCACGUUCCCGCUGGCCAACUUCACGCAGCUGCAGCACGCGGCCGCGCCCGUGUACUCGGCGCCGCUGCACGUGAACGGGCUCUGCUGGCGGCUCAAGGUGUACCCGGACGGGAACGGCGUGGUGCGCGGCAACUACCUGUCCGUCUUCCUCGAGCUCAGCGCCGGCCUGCCCGAGACCUCCAAGUACGAGUAUCGCGUGGAAAUGCUACACCAGGUGUCUCGCGACCCAUCCAAGAACAUCGUGCGUGAGUUCGCGUCUGACUUCGAGGUGGGCGAGUGUUGGGGCUACAACCGGUUCUUCAGGCUCGACCUGCUCGCCAGCGAGGGCUACCUCAACCCUGACACUGAUACGCUCAUCUUAAGGUUCCAAGUCCGGCCGCCCACGUUCUAUCAGAGAUGUCGUGACCAGCAGUGGUAUAUUAACCAGCUCAUUACAAUGCAGAACCAGCACAUCCUGCAGAUUAAUGAUCUAAAAGAGCGCCUGACGCUGGAGGUGUCGCGCAACUCGCCGGCGGCGCGGCCGGGCGAGCCGCGCGGCGCGGACGGGCCCGCGCACGACAAGCCCGGCGCGCUCGCGCAGCCGCUCGGCUACGGCUCGCACUGGAAGUUCACCGGCCCGGGAGUGCUGAACACGGGGAUGUUCGAGGAGCGCGCCGGGGCCUGCUGCGCCGAGUUCGCGGCCGAGCGCGCGCGGAACUCCACGCAACACGCGCUCGACUCGCCCUACAACAUGCCCUCCACUUCCAGGUCGGGCGGCGCGCUGCAGGGCGACAGCCUGGCGCUGGUGAGCCUGCACUCGCUGCUGAGCGCGGCGGCGCCGGCGCGGGCGCCGCGGCCGCGCGCGCGCCUCGACCGCGUCGCCGCCGCGGAGUCGCCGCUCGUCGCCGUGGCCAGCUCACCGGCUACGGAAGCGAGCGGGGCGAGCGCUGCGAGUGCUAGUGCGGCCGGUGCUGCCGGCGCGGCAGCGCUAUGCUCCUCACUAUCAUCGCCCGAGCUGUCCGGCGGGGCGGCCGGUGAGGCGGCGGCGAAGGCCGAGGACGCCGCCGCAAGCCCCGAGCCGGCGGCGCAGCCCGUCUCCGAGUCCAGCAGUGAUACAGGGGUGAGUCGAAUCGAUUUAAUGUUCAGCGAACUCGACGGCUUUGUAGACGACAACAGCACGAACCACAUAGACGAGAACUCCAAUGAGGAGAACGAUGUCGAUGAAGAGACAAUGUCAGGUGAAAACGACAUAGAGGGCGCGUGCGGCAGGCGCUCCAGCGACGCGGGCGACAUCCUGAGCCGCCUGCUGUGCGCCGUGCACGGGCGCGGCGUGACGCCGGCCGGCAGCGACGGGCCCGUGUCGCCCGGCCCGCCCGCGUCGCCCGCGCGCGCCCCCGCCCCGCACGCGCCGCCCGCCCCGCCCGCCCCGCCCGCCCCGCCCGCGCGCCUCGACGACCCGCAGCUGUCGACCGCCGCGCACACCGACAUGCUGCUGCUCAACCUCAUGCGCAUCAACGGACUCACGCCCAAGUGUCCGCGCAGCGCCCGCACCGGGCCCAAGCGCAACUGGUCAUCAUCGCAGGGCGAGACGGCUCGCAGCUCGGGGGCGCUGCCCCGCCCGCCCCGGGCCGCGCGCCGCCCGCCCCGCGCUCGCGCCCCGCUGUCCCCCGGGCAACUGCCGCGCGACCCGCCCUCCGAGCGGGAUACGACCUCGUUGGCUGACCACAAGAAAGAAGGAGCAGGCGGCUGGUCGGGCGCGGCGGCCGGGCCCGCAGGCGCGGCGGGCGGCGCGGCGCUCCGCGACUGCUACUGGCCCUCCGCCUCCUCGCUCAGCGACACCGACGACGUCGAGGUCAUUCUCGACUACAACGACACGCUGUUCGACAUGCUGCUAAACAGUCUAUCUUUGGAGGGCGGUAACGUGGUGGAGUGUGACGAGGCGCCGCCUGUGCAGCCGUGGAGCCCGGCGCGGGAUCCGCGUGCCGACUGACACCAACGCCGCCACGGGCGCUACCCACAGCAAGCGCACUACCCACAGCAAGCGCACUACCCUCAGCAAGCGCAUUACCCACAGCAAGAAAACUACCCACAGCAAGAAAACUACCCACAGCAAGAAAACGACCCACAGCAAGAAAACUACCCACAGCAAGAAAACUACCCACAGCAAGCGCGCUACUCGCAACAAGCGCACUACUCGCAGCAAGCGCACUAUCCGCAACAAGCGCACUACCUGCAACAAGCCCACUACUUGCACCAAGCGAAUUACCCGCACCAUACGCACUACCCGCACCAAGCGCACUAUCCGCACCAAGCGCAAAACGCACAUCAGCCGAACUACCCGGAAGAGUCUUUCUACCCCCACGAGCCGCACUUCCCGCAGGAGCCGCACUAUUCGUACCAAUCCUCUUACGACUAUCUAAAGAAACAGCAUGAAAAUCGACGUGAGUACCGACAUUAAAUCUUAACGGCUAACUUUUAUCGGUCCCGCUAUACCGUUUUGUAUCUUAUAAAGUAGAAGAAAUAUGUACUCUUUUUAAUUUAAAUAAUUUAGAGAUUCUAGUAUAUAAUUUCCA
Molecule: messenger RNA, 3421 nt
Organism: Melitaea cinxia (Glanville fritillary)
Lineage: Eukaryota; Metazoa; Arthropoda; Insecta; Lepidoptera; Nymphalidae
Exons: 17
Coding region: 1-2838 (945 amino acids)
Biological process (GO): protein autoubiquitination; negative regulation of centriole replication
Cellular component (GO): aggresome; peroxisome
Molecular function (GO): ubiquitin protein ligase binding; tumor necrosis factor receptor binding; ubiquitin protein ligase activity
Source: RefSeq, a predicted model, not a curated record